Messenger RNA from Urocitellus parryii (Arctic ground squirrel), 2227 nucleotides. It is a transcript of the gene Wipf2, whose product is annotated as WAS/WASL interacting protein family member 2. Gene Ontology annotation, molecular function: actin binding. NCBI's taxonomy places the organism in Eukaryota, Metazoa, Chordata, Mammalia, Rodentia, Sciuridae. The record is from RefSeq and is a predicted model, not a curated record.
AUUUUGUUCGCGGACGCUGGGGACGGUGGGAGCACAUCCAUUUCCGGGUUGGCAAAAGGGGCGGCGGCGGCGAGAAAGAGAGCUUGCUGGGGGGGCGAGUGAGACAAGACGAAACCAGAGCAGAGGUGGCGGAGGAUUCGCUCCCGGAGCAGCUGCAACCAGGUAUAUGAGUGACCUAAAGCUGCAAGUAAACACGGAGAGAGAGCAGUGCCAACAGGGAGCAGGGCAAGGAUGCCAAUUCCUCCUCCUCCUCCUCCCCCUCCUGGCCCUCCUCCCCCUCCCACUUUUAAUCAGGCAAACAUAGACCCUCCCAAGCUGAGUAGAGAUGAGCAGCGGGGAAGAGGUGCCCUCUUACAGGACAUUUGCAAAGGGACCAAACUGAAGAAGGUGACCAACAUUAAUGAUCGGAGUGCUCCUGUCCUCGAGAAGCCCAGAGGAAGCAGUGGUGGUUACGGCUCUGGAGCUGCUGCCCUGCAACCCAAGGGAGGUCUCUUCCAAGGAGGAGUGCCGAAGCUCCGCCCUGUAGGAGCCAAAGACGGUUCAGAGAACAUAGCUGGUAAGCCAGCGCUACAAGUCCCCAGUUCUAGAGCUGCUGCCCCAAGGCCUCCAGUAUCUACAGCCAGUGGACGUCCGCAAGAUGAUACAGACAGUGGCCGAGCCUCCCUCCCAGAACUGCCCCGGAUGCAGAGACCCUCUUUACCGGACCUUUCUCGGCCCAAUACCACCAGCAGUACGGGCAUGAAGCACAGCUCCUCCGCACCUCCCCCACCACCUCCAGGGCGUCGUGCCAACGCACCCCCUACACCUCUGCCUAUGCACAGCAACAAAGCCCCAGCCUACAACCGAGAGAAACCCUUGCCACCGACACCUGGACAAAGGCUCCACCCUGGCCGAGAGGGCCCUCCUGCUCCCCCUCCAGUCAAACCACCUCCUUCCCCUGUGAAUAUCAGAACAGGACCAAGUGGCCAAUCUCUGGCUCCUCCUCCGCCGCCUUACCGCCAACCUCCCGGGGUCCCCAAUGGACCUUCCAGUCCCACUAAUGAAUCAGCCCCCGAGCUGCCUCAGAGACACAAUUCUUUACAUAGGAAGACACCCGGGCCUGUCAGAGGCCUAGCACCUCCUCCACCCACCUCAGCAUCUCCCUCUUUAUUGAGUAAUAGGCCUCCUCCUCCAGCUCGAGACCCUCCUAGUAGAGGAGCAGCUCCUCCACCUCCACCCCCUAUGAUCAGAAAUGGUGCCAGGGAUGCUCCUCCACCCCCACCCCCAUACCGAAUGCAUGGGUCAGAACCCCUGAACAGAGGAAAACCCCCACCUCCACCCUCAAGGACGCCAGCUGGGCCACCCCCUCCUCCACCACCCCUGAGGAAUGGCCACAGAGAUUCUAUCACCACUGUUCGAUCUUUCUUGGAUGAUUUUGAAUCAAAGUAUUCUUUUCACCCAGUAGAAGAUUUUCCUGCUCCAGAAGAAUAUAAACAUUUUCAGAGAAUAUAUCCCAGCAAAACAAACCGAGCUGCCCGUGGAGCCCCACCUCUGCCACCCAUUCUCAGGUGAAGUCUGGCUUGGUCCUGUUCCUCAGGAAAAAGGAUGGACCUCCUUUUUUUGUCAGAUGGUCCUCUCCAUUCCCCUGAAACCUGCAUGAGAGCUCCUAACAUGUUUCUCCUGUGCAAACAAUCCUAGACUCCAAGCAUCCUUCCAGCUCACCUCCAUCUAUGCAUCUCAUCUCUGGACUUGGUGAUUGGACUCUUUGCGUCGGCAGUAGGGUCUCAAACUCUGUAUCCAUCCCUACUCUAACAAACCCUUGCUGGCCAGAAGAGGAGAAAGCCUCCAUGUCUCCUGCUGUCCUCUGGGGAAAGGUGCCUUGUUGUGGUGAAUGAACUCAUUGUUGGGCAGGGUGGAGAUUUGGUACCUUAUCUGCCCUUAUCCACUGUGGGGGGAGCUUGGCAGGUAGAUUAUAUUCCAUAAUUUAGGAGGCUGGCACGGCCAGAACUUUGGUGGGAAGGGAGGGGGCAUUUUUAGUGAAGCAGUAAAGGAGUUUGCAGAGAAUUGAUCUGUUUUAAAGGUCAGCUUUGGAGAAAGGACAAGGAAAUGGGUCUUCUUUAUUUUUAGGGGUAUUUCAGUUUUGUUCUCACUGCCCACCACCCAAUCCCAGGGGUAAGUUCGAUAUAAACACUAAAUACUAAUUAGUUGAACUAAAACUUUAAUCAAAUGAGAGGGCGAAAUAAACUGA